Molecule: messenger RNA, 5779 nt
Organism: Anopheles arabiensis
Lineage: Eukaryota; Metazoa; Arthropoda; Insecta; Diptera; Culicidae
Gene: cwo
Product: transcription factor cwo
Exons: 4
Coding region: 2010-3878 (622 amino acids)
Biological process (GO): regulation of circadian rhythm; regulation of transcription by RNA polymerase II; regulation of neurogenesis
Cellular component (GO): nucleus
Molecular function (GO): protein dimerization activity; RNA polymerase II cis-regulatory region sequence-specific DNA binding; DNA-binding transcription factor activity, RNA polymerase II-specific
Source: RefSeq, a predicted model, not a curated record
CUUUUCGACAUUCAUCCGCAGCUUCUGGCGUAGUACACGUGGUGUGCGCAGCAAAACUUCCACUGACCAGUUCGCGACCGCUAGUAGCGUUUCUGUCUUUGCCGUUCCCUGUGCCUUUACCGCAGAUAGUUGGCCGGAUGUCUGAUGUGUGUAAUGUGCGCUGAGUGAAGAGGAAAAAUACCCCGCAACCGUUUCGCUUACAGGCCGCUUUGCCGGUGUGUUUUUGUGCUGCAGAUGCACCAUCAGUGCAAGUCUGUCUAAUGAGCAAAUCAGUGUACUGAAAGUAAGGCGUGUGGGUGUUUUGUUGAAAAUAAAAAAAAAAUAGCAGUGAGAGUAUGUGUUGAAGACCAGCCGUAUCUAAAUGUGUGCAGUGUGCGUCUAAGUGAGUGUUGUGUGUAGGCAUUUGGUGCAAGCUACAAUUCCGGUAUCGCAGAUCUCAACGAAAGUGCAUUUGGAGGUUUUUUCGGAGGCAGCAAUUGAGUUCUAAAACUUGCACAGUAGCGCACCACGAGUACGGGAGAGCUGGAGGGGAGCUAAAAGUGUACCAUUCCAUGUGGAUGUGAUUAUUGAUUUAAAGCAAAAAAGGGAAGCAAUCACACGUGUCGGCAAGUGAGAGUCUAUUUUCGUCCGAUCAGCAAGAAGCCAGACGAUUCUGUGGUAGUGUAUGUGUGUCUGUGUUUGUGUGUGCAAGUUUGUUCAUUUGUGUGGUUGCCGUACAGUGCCAGGAAGCGUUGUUCGCGGGAGAGUAAAUAGCAGAAAAUCAAUCAAAAAGAGCCGCCAGUUUAGAGCGAGGAACAUAGCCAGUGUCGCCAUAGUUGGUGAAAAAUCAGUGAAAUUCCGGACCCACCUGUGAAGUCCUGUGCUGGACAGGAAGUUCCGGUUGGGUAGGCGUGAGCGAAAGUGAGAGCGAGAAAGAGUCACUCAAAAGGCAGAAGGGCAGGCAACGCUGACCCAAUCCUUUUUAGCGAUCGACUCAACGUCCCCGAAAACCGUCUUCAUGUAUAAGUUCUUCGUGAAUUCCAGUGUUAAGUACAUAAUCAAGUAGAAGCGACUGUUCAAUUGCGCGAGAGGCUGUGUGUGUGUGUGUGAGAGAGUGUGUGCAACAGGAAGUGGAGUAAAGGUCAAAUCAAAGGAAAAGCUCACCCUUGUGUGUACAGCAGAAAAGGCUCGUGUGAGGCGCACGUGCUACUUUUCCCUAGAGAGAAAGAGAGAACACUCUCCCACCCUAACUGGACACAGCUGCGUGUACCGCCACGCAACACUUUCCAUUUUUCUUCCAUUUUCCAUUCCGACCGUACCCUCCACAACGGAUUUCAUGUGUAAAGCGGCAGCGACCGGGAAGAAUACGCUCCUGCUCGAUAACAACAAACGUGUCCGUUCGUUUUUCCGCAAACCGCGCUACACGCACUUCUGCUCCGUCUGGUACAUCAUAGAGGGACGGUCCGGCACGAGGAAAACACCGCACGACCCGUUUGUCUGUAUCGCUCGCACUACCACCCGGUCCAGCAGCAUCCGUGAAAGCCCGUAGAAGCUGACUCCGGCCAUCACCGCACUGUUUAGAACCUGAAGCAAUUGCCUCACAGCCCUCGUUCAGCACUCGUUCAGUGUAGUUCAGGAUACUGCCUGUACGCGCCUGUACCGACUCGACGAGUGACUUCGAGUCGCAAUACGCCUAGAGACGGUCUCUGGUUUUGAGGUAGCGGGCAAUACGCGCAGUAGAAGCAAGUGUCCCAAGCUGUUCUGAAGUGUUCGUGAAAACAACAAACAAACAAACGGACGUCUGAGGUGGUGUUGGCCAACAGCUGUGCCAGCGGACCUUUCCAGUAAAGCGUGAACUUUACAUAAACAGAACAGAAAUCUAGCCAAAAAAAGAAAAAGCAACAUAGUACCAGGGCGUGCGAUCAAGGUGCGAAAAGUGCAGUGCUAAGUUGGUGGCAGCAAGUGCGAUCACUUUUCCCGUACUCGUAACGUUCGAGAAGUUGCAGCGCAAAGCGGAACCCAAGAGCACCAUGGAAGCGUACUGGGAAGCAGCGAAUGGUCAUGCACCGCAUUCUUUGAAAUACGAGAGUGAGGCUGGUGUGCCAGGAUACACGUAUUGCGGUGAGCCGGGGCUCAACUUUUCCGCCAACAAUACCACCUACAGCGAAGAUGAUGCCGAUUUUCCACCAGGACGACGGGGCAAAACAUCACGGCAAGAUCCACUGUCGCACCGGAUCAUUGAGAAACGGCGCCGAGAUCGGAUGAACUCCUGCCUGGCCGACCUUUCGCGACUCAUUCCGCAGCAGUACAUGCGCAAAGGUCGGGGACGGGUGGAAAAGACGGAAAUCAUCGAGAUGGCCAUACGCCACCUGAAGAACCUGCAGAGCCAGGAGUGCGGCCGGGAGUCGUCCUGUGCCGAGCAGUAUCGCCACGGGUACAACGAGUGUCUGGCCGAGGCGGCCAAGUUUAUGAUGCGCGAGCGGGGUGAGGAGAUGUGCUUUCGCAUGGUCGCCCACCUAAAGGAGCACUGCAAUGAGAUUAUGAAGGGUGAAUUGAGCAAGACACGUUGCGGCACGGAGCUGGCAAACGGUGGCAGCCCCAUCUAUCUUGCAGGCGGGCAGCUGGGCCACCUGCGGGAAAUACUCACCUGCCCGUCGGAUCUCGAGCACAGCAGCAACGACCAUCACGACGUGAAGGAUCUGAGCUUCCGCAGUGCGACGAGCACGAGUAGCAGCACGCACAGCAACAACAAUCCGCCGCAGGCCGCCGUCAUUACCUCGACUGCGCCGAGCAUCGUGCAGCACCAUCUGGACACGUCCAGCAACCACUCGACGCAGGACUACGACGCACCGUCGCCGCCGGCCCGGCUGUGCCCGAACGGUACCGGCGCCAGCCUGCAGCAAGACACGAACAACAACAUCAACCAGCACGAGAGCGUCCUGCGCACGAUCCGCAUGCGCAAGUUCUCGGAGCACGCUUCGCCGGAGCACGAGCACAGCCACAACAGCUACAAGUUCAAGAACUACAUCCAGCAGCGGUUUUCGCAGGACACGCACGAAAAUGGGCACGGGACCGAUUUCGAUCGCAGCCCGGUGUCGCUGCACGAGGAUCAGCAUAUGCAUCAGCAGCCGCACUCGCUGCGCGCCUCGCCACUGACCAACGGUAGCAGUGGCAGCAUGUCCGGGGCCGAUUCCAAGUCCUCCAGCACGAGCACACUGACCGGGAAGUCGUCGACCGUGGCAUCGUCCACGGACGAGCCACUGUCACUGAAGCGAAAGCUGCCCAGCACUCCUGUCAGAAAUGGGGCCGAAUCGCCGGGAGCAGGUCCGAUGGAGAAUGGAGCGCACCACCACAACCACCAUCACCAGCAGCAAGGGGCGGCGGAGCAGUGCGUGCCGCUGGAGAAAAAGCUGGCGCUCGCUAGGAAUGGCCACCCGUUGGCAGCGUCAUCGUCUUCGUCCUCCUCUUCGGUGACGCCACUGCCCGCGUCCGAGAUCAAGCACGAGCUGCUAUCGUCGAUCGGAAGUGCGGUGGUAGCGCUGGGACCAACGGCGACUCCCGCCUUUGCACAUCACCAUCACCAGCAGCAACAGCAGCAACAUCAUCACCAUCCCAGUUCCUACCAUCCGGUGCCGAUUUUUGCCUGCCACACGCAGGGUUUCUACAUCCCGCUGAACGUGGACUACGAAACUCUGCUGCCCUACCUGAACGGGAUCGAUCUGCUGAGCAAAAACUUCCUCCAGAUGCCACCGCUGCACCCGAUCAGCAUUAGCGUUAACUACACGCCCGGAUCGCUGGGCGGCAGUGGGGGCAGCUUGCUGCUGAAGGCAUCGGCCGUGAACGGGCUCAACUCGCAGACGAAGGCAAAACUGGUGGAAGGUAUCAUCAAUGGAUGUUAGGACAGACACACCCCACCCCACACAUGCGCAUGAAAGCACACCGACUUAGAAAGUUGCAUUUUCUCGUGCCGUUCUCCAUGGGUCGAUGUUGAUCGUAGAGGAUGUAUGUAUGUUUGUGUGUGCAUGUAUUCUACUAGCUGUACUAGGAUAAUAACUUUUCUAGGAUCGUGCACAGCACGGUCGUGAGUCGCUUAGGAUGGCUGAUUUAAGGAAGAGGAUGGCGGAUUUAAAGCCGUACCAGAUCUUCAACGAUACUAUCAAUCCAGAGAAAUCCUAGAAGGAUAGCAUUGCGAUGCGAAUGUAGUAGGGUGCUGCACGAGCGGCAUGAGUUAAAAACUGUAAAACAAAUGUAAUCAAUAACGUAGCUGUGGCAGAUAUCCAGUUCCGCAUAGGACACACAUAUUUAAACUCAGGUAACACAGUCUCCAUCUCUAUUUGUGUGCUGGACUGUGUACGUACAAUUUGCUGUUAGUCGACGACGAAUACACGCGUCCAAAGGUACAGAUACAACCCAAUAAAGUGAAUACAGUUCGUGAAACUGCAAAAUGCUGAACCAAGUACGGAAAGCUAGGACAAUUUGAUUAAUCUUGACAGGUCUGGGUUUUCCCUCAGUGAGGAAUAAGAGAUUACACAAACUGCAUACAAUUCUUAUACGAUCGUAGAUUAUUCCAAAACUGUAACUACGACCAUGAUUUGUUCGUACGUUUACUUAAGACGUAGAGACACCGAAUGACCUCAACCAUCAUAACGAUCAUCGUUCAUAUUGGAAACAGACAGGAGGAUGAAGAAGAUCAUUCGAUAGGGAAUUUUUUGUUGUGUUCGAACACCACCACCACCACCAGCACCACCUCCGCCACCAACCUUAACCACCAGCACCACCUAGUCCUUUACAUUUUUAAAGCGCUCCAGUUAGAUCAAACAUGAUUUUUUUUAUUAACGUCUAAUGCACACUCUUCAAUUUUAUUUUCUCUAUUGUUUAAAGGCUCCGAGAACUUUCUUAACCGAGGACAAUUAAUCUGUGAUACUGUGGAAAAUAGUAGGAAAUGUCGGGCUGGGUGAAAAUUACCACUCCCAAAAAUGGGAAGAAAUACGGAAAACAUGUGCCGUUGCGUGAGAGUGUAUGAGAGAGAGAGAGAGAGAGAGAGAGAGAGAGAGAGAGAGAGAGAGAGAGCGAGAGAAAGAGAGAGAGGGAGAGAGAGAGAAACAAAGUUGAAAGGAACCAUUUUAAAUAGUGUGGUUUGUAAAUAGGAACAACAACAGGAAUAGAAAUGUAAUCGGAAGGUAUAUUCACUAACACAGAGUGAAGCAUUUGGUGGAGAACUUACAGAAAAGACCAUAUGUGUAAAACAAGUGAUAGAAAUCGAACGAGAAAAGAAACAAGCAGACCACCAGCAAACAGGGUAAUUGUGCUGUGUGCGUUGUGUGCAUAUUCCUACACCGUUUGCGAGGACAAUGCGCGACAAGAAGGGAAAACGGUAGGAAACGAAAAAUAUUGGUAGCAAUGGAUUACUCCUUCCCACCCACCAACUCUGCCAUAGGUUGGGAAGCAACCAGCACCUCUACCAAAAUGUCGUUUAACGGUAUACAUUUGUACGUAAUGCAGCCCGAACGUUUUUUUUUUGUAUAAAACGCAUACAGUUAGCUCUGAGGUGUCUUUUUUACUUUUUAGCCUUUUUUAUACAUUAUACUGAACCAACGCAAGUAUCUGAGUAAACAAAAAAACCCAACAAAUCUACCAACCCACAUGCAUAUGAGAGAAAUGUGCGUAACCAAUGUGAAACGGCCAGGAUGCAUAUGGGGGCAAUUUAGAACAACGCCGCUUAAAAAGUGGUAUUGAACCAUUAUAUCCAUAUACAUUUGCGCUACAGCCAGCGAAAAAUAUAAGUCUAUAAAAAAUUGAA